Exaiptasia diaphana is the source of this 646-nucleotide messenger RNA. RefSeq names its product late histone H2B.L4-like. Gene Ontology annotation, cellular component: nucleosome. Bases 152 to 517 code for a protein of 121 amino acids. The record is from RefSeq and is a predicted model, not a curated record. The transcript has a single exon. Gene Ontology annotation, molecular function: structural constituent of chromatin; protein heterodimerization activity; DNA binding. NCBI's taxonomy places the organism in Eukaryota, Metazoa, Cnidaria, Anthozoa, Actiniaria, Aiptasiidae.
GAUUUUCGAUCCUUAAAGCCAGUAAAGUGCUCAUYGGAUCGACUUUGAUCCGCUCGCUUCUGACAUAAAUAUCAAACGAACCGAGUUGUCCUCAUUCAAACUUUGAGUAUCUUUACACAUUGUGAUUUGUUUUURUUUAAAAWUUUUCACUAUGCCAGCUAAAGCUAUCAAGAAAGACAUGAAGGCAGCUAAGGCGGGAAAGAAAGAGGCGACCAAAGGCAGGAAGAACAGAAGAAGAAAAGAAAGCUACAGUAUUUACAUCUACAAAGUCAUGAAACAAGUUCAUCCCGACACUGGUAUCUCAAGUAAAGCCAUGUCCAUCAUGAACAGCUUUGUCAACGACGUYUUUGAGCGUAUUGCUUCUGAGUCUUCCCGUCUUGCUCACUACAACAAGAGGUCAACCAUUUCUUCCCGAGAAGUUCAAACUGCCGUCCGUUUGCUCCUUCCUGGAGAGUUGGCRAAGCACGCUGUCAGCGAGGGUACCAAAGCAGUGACCAAAUAUACAAGCAGCAAAUAAAAACCAACUACGAAAACAUUAAACGGCUCUAUUCAGAGCCACCCACAUGUAAAAAAGUGAACGAAAAAAAGCUUCUUUACUGUAAAAUGUAGUAUUAUUUUGUAAUGAAUAAUAAAGUUCAUUUGAUAA